AUGCCAACUGUUCCAAAGUCAAAUUCGUCAACGAAAUUUAAGAUGAAACGUGGCAAAAUCCUGAUGGCUCCUCUACCAACCUCGAUACCUUCCCGCUCCCGAUUUUCUCUGUUAUUCUCUUCAUUCCCCGAUCUUAACUUUUUCGGCCGCUUCUGCAAAUUUGACCGGCCGGAUCUCGGCGCCGACGGCCAAAUUGACGGCAAACAAACAACAGUCAAGAUUUGUGCCCAGGCUCUCUUUCUUUACGGCGUUUUGUGUUCCCCGGCUGCAAAAAUGCCGUCGCCUCAGAUCCUACCUAUCGCCCAGCCCCCUUCGUCGUCUUCAUUUUCCUCCGGGGGCUCCGCCGCCAAUUCGAUUAUGGCAACUACAUCUACUGCCAUAGACAUAAUUUUGCUUAAAGAAGACGAUGAACAAAGGACUGGAGUUCUUGUUUCUCCGUUGUUCGAGAAUGAUAAGACGAUAGCUCAUAAGCCCCUUCUUCCUAGGACUUCAAGCUAUGCCUCCUCCACAUCCAGUUCCUCCUCCGGAAGCAAUAUGUACAAGCAGAAACGGAGGCGAGUCAAGAGCGAAGACUUCCUGUCUUUUCUCUCGGGUGACGGCCGCCACCAGACCGUUGAUCAUGAUGUCGAGAAUGCCGAUGUUGAGAGAGCUGAGAGAUUUCUACUGACCCGCUUCGGUUUGAAGCUCUCGAAAUAUAUUCGGGUAGCAUUCAGAUGGAUUGCAAGAUUUCUGGCACUUGGUUGCUAUUCAUUGUUUCUCCUUCCAGGUUUUCUUCAAGUUGGAUACUAUUAUUUCUCAUCCAGUCAGAUACGCAGAAGUAUACCAUAUGGUGAUAAACCAAGGAAUAAGUUGGAUCUUUAUCUUCCAAAACAUAUUGACGGGCCAAAACCAGUUGUUGCAUUUAUCACUGGUGGGGCUUGGAUUAUUGGCUACAAAGCUUGGGGUUGUCUUCUAGGACAACAAUUAUCAGAAAGAGAUGUCAUUGUAGCAUGCAUCGAUUACAGAAAUUUUCCUCAGGGAACUAUGAGUGAUAUGAUCGAUGAUGCUUCCCAAGGUAUCUCGUUCUUGUGUAAUAACAUUAGAGAAUUUGGAGGCGAUCCAAACAGAAUUUAUCUAAUGGGUCAAUCAGCUGGCGCACACAUAGCUGCCUGCACACUUUUGGAGCACGCAAUGAAAGAGGUUCGCAAAGUAGAAAGUAUCUCUUGGAGUGUGUCCCAGAUCAAAGCUUAUUUUGGUUUGUCAGGAGGGUAUAAUUUGCUCAAUCUUUUAGACUACUUUCACUCUCGAGGUCUAUCUCGUUCUCUUUUUCUAAGCAUAAUGGAAGGAGAACAAUCCCUGAAACGAUUUUCACCCGAAGUGAUGAUCUUGGAAGAACCCAACAUAGGCGCAGCAGUCUCGAUUCUUCCUCCCGUCAUUUUGUUCCACGGAACAGCAGACUAUUCUAUUCCAUCAGAUGCUAGUAAAACUUUUGCUGAGACUCUUCAGAGCGUUGGAGUGAAAGCUGAAACAUUCUUCUACGAAGGAAAGACACAUACAGAUGUAUUUGUUCAGGAUCCGUUGAGGGGUGGGAGAGAUCAGAUGUUUGAAGAUCUUGUUGCGAUCAUCCAUGCCAAUGAUGCAGAAGCACUGGCAAAAGAUGCAGUGGCACCUCCAAGAAGACGCUUCGUACCCGAAUUUAUGUUGAUGUUGGCUCGUAGUGUUAGCCCCUUCUGACCAAUGUGCAUUAUUAUCAAUGCGUGCGAUCAAUUUACAUACCCAUGUUAUUAUAGUCUCGCAUUGAUCUUACUUGCAGUCCAUUUAUUGUAGGUGACAAAAGGGAGGAAAAUGAAUUUCGCAUACCCCGAUCUGGUAAGAUUUGUUGCAGAACUGUAAAUGUGAUUCUUUUGAUAGAUAAUGCUAACGAAAUAUAGUCUUAGUCAACCAGAAGUUUCUGUCUCUCUUUAGAACUCAAAAUUUCAUACUAAAAGCAAAAGAAACUGAAUUUAUUUCGUAA
Molecule: messenger RNA, 1993 nt
Organism: Benincasa hispida (wax gourd)
Lineage: Eukaryota; Viridiplantae; Streptophyta; Magnoliopsida; Cucurbitales; Cucurbitaceae
Product: isoprenylcysteine alpha-carbonyl methylesterase ICME
Source: RefSeq, a predicted model, not a curated record